AUGUCGUCCCACGGCAACGCGGACGCCAACUCGGCAGCAUCGACCAGUCCCGCCUCCUCUGACUCUCAGCAGAAGCCCAAGAGGGCCAGGACUAGCAAACCGAAAGUCAAGACGGGAUGUAACAAUUGCAAGUACUGCGUCCGUUCGAAGAAGAUCUGCACCGGCUACCCGCCUCCCAGCCGCAGCGCAAGACCUCAUGAGGUCCUCGCCAUCGCCCCGAAACCCUUGGCUGCUGCCCAGGACAGCGUCGUACCCCCGCGAGCGUCCACGAUCGAGGGAUUGCCUCCCAGAAGGCAACAAAAGAUACAGGCUCGCCGUCUAACGCCCCCGCAAACCCCGAGUGGUUCCUCCAUCGUUACCCUGUAUCGGCCCGCGGGCAACCUUCAACUGACCCCGCAGGAAGGCCUUUAUUUCCAACUCUUCCGCUCCCACACUGCAAACGAGCUCUCCGGCUACUUUGACUCGGUUUUCUGGACUCGGACGGUCUUGCAGGAAUGCCAUUCCGAAAACGCCAUUCGGCACGCCGUUGUUGCACUUGGGGCCCUCUAUAAGACCCUGGAGCAGUCAUGCGAGUCUCCGCCGGGCUCGCCGUCCGAAGUCAUGAGCCCCAUGGACGGAGCAUACCGACAUUGGGAAGUGGCGGUAAAACAGUACUCGGAAGCCAUCAACGCACUUGUCCAGCUCCACCGAGACCAGAAGUCACACCGGACUCUGCUCAUGGCCAGUGUGCUUCUGGCCUGCUUCGAUUCCUUCGUCGGCGAUCACAGACAGGCGAUACGGCAGAUCCAAACCGGCCUCGGCUUAUUAGAAAAGCUCAGGGCCGAGAGGAGAAGGUCGUUUGUACCCGUUCCCGAGGAACCCGUCGAAGAGGAGCUCGUUACUAUGUUCACCAGACUCGCUAUCCAGGCCAAGUCGUACGACAUGGCCUUCCAUUUCCCCGAGCCUUAUGUGAUUCGGCUGACCCCGCAAACUCCCGAGCUUCCUCAGUCGCCACCCUCGGACGCCGGCAGCUCACCCUCGUCGAUGAGCUCAAUCUCGGUGCCUGACCAGUUCUCCAACUUGAUGGAGGCCCGCAUCGCCUGGGACAGGCUGCUUGAAAAAAUGCUUCGCUUCACGGAGACUUUGUUCGUCUAUCAGAAGUCGACGGGCGCGAACGGCCCGAUGGGAAUUCUCCCGAGGUCGCUCAAGCAAUACGGCAUGAGCUUCAAGGGACAGCUGGACGCGUGGUCAGAAGCCUUUGACUACCUCCUCGAGUCUCGCACGGCCCCGGGUGUCAGUUAUCAGGAGAAAGCGGGCAUUGCGGUCCUCAAGAUGUUCCAGAUUAUGAGCCAAAUCCUGUUCCUCAUGACAUACAGCGACAGCGAGUCACAGUUCGACGUGUUCCAGUCUCACUUCAAGGCCAUCGUGGACCUUGCUUCCGAGGUGGUGGGUGACGAGGAGAGGCGCGCAGCGGCCAAGAGGUGCCCCGAUCCCAGCCAGUGCCCCCACCGCCACAACCAUAGCCCGGACAUCUUUGGUGGCCAUGAGUACAACACUUAUCACAUUAAGCCAAGCUUCAGUGCCGAUCUGGGAAUUGUACCGCCCCUGUUCGUCGUUGCGACCAAGUGCCGACAUCCCGUUAUUCGACGACAGGCCAUUCAGCUUCUCAGGAGCAGCGCUCGCCGGGAGGGCAUGUGGGAUAGCGAGCUCACGGCACGCAUCGGGCAGUGGGUUGCGGCGAUCGAGGAAGAGGAGGAUAGAUCGGCGCCGUCGCCUGACCCACGGUCCAGCGCUACGAACGGCAACGCGAGAAAGGGGUCGGUGGAUUUCGGCGAAGGCACCCCUCUGGGACCUGGUGGCAACGCUCGUUGGGAUGUGCGAAGGGACAGCGCCAUCCCAGGCCUCGCCAAAUCGAAACGGUCCGUUCCCGAGGAAAAACGCGUCAUGGUUCGAGCGGUGGACUUCGAUCUCAGAGCUAGGUUCGCCAACCUGCAGGUUGGCACUCGGGGUAUCAUCACUGGCAUGCCAGACAUGCGGUCUAGGGUCACCCAGAUAACAUGGUAG
This is a messenger RNA of Colletotrichum spaethianum, 2043 nucleotides long. RefSeq names its product aspercryptin biosynthesis cluster-specific transcription regulator atnN. The record is from RefSeq and is a predicted model, not a curated record. The transcript is spliced from 2 exons. Lineage: Eukaryota; Fungi; Ascomycota; Sordariomycetes; Glomerellales; Glomerellaceae. Bases 1 to 2043 code for a protein of 680 amino acids.